AGCCUUGCUUUCUCAUUAUUACUUCUACACUUUUGCCAACAUCUCAAAAGAAGUCACAACUCACAACCUUAAACAUUGAACACAAGUCCAACAAAAUUUCCCCCCAACACACAUAAAACCAAUAACACACACUGACACACUCCUCUCCCAUAAUCGAUACUAAAACAACCUAACCAUCCAUCCAAAGUCCAAACAGACAAACAUUAACUACAUGGUUUGAGAAAAACACACACACACACACGUCCAAGAAGGAACAACAAACAACACAACAUGAUCCCAGCUUGUUUCAGCCAACCCAACACACCUUCAAGCUCAAGCAUCACUCAAGUGCCACAAAACCUAGUAACCUGCAUAUACCAAACUCAACUUUGCAACUCUUCCACGUACCUUACACUCACCUGGUGCAGAACCCUUCUCUCUCACUCCUUAACCAUUUAUGCACCUCACACCUUCUCCAUCACCAUUCCUCUCAACCCUUCAACCUUCUCCUUCUUCCGAACUCGACCAGGAUCCAAAUCCAUCUACCUCACUCGCCCCCACAAACGUUCUCAGAAAAUCAAACUUCACUGGGACUUCUCUGAAACACUUUUUAGUACUCGAAACUCAGCUGAGCCUGAGUCAUGCUUCUACCUUGCUAUCUGCUGCAAUGGCAGGGUUGAAUUCUUUCUGGGUGAUCUUGUUCUUGGUCUUCCCGUGCAGCUUUCAACUCACCAACCCAGUGACCAAACUCUUGUGUCGAGAAGAGAACAUGUGUUUGGAAGCAAGAGUUACGUGUCCAGGGGCGAGUUCAUGGGUUCAAAACACGAAUUAGAGAUUGAAUUGUGCAGUGGAGAAGAACUGAGAGUGAAAGCGGAUGGUCAAGUUUGUUUGGUGGUGAAAAGGCUGGCGUGGAAAUUCAGAGGCAACGAGAAAAUAUUCAUUGAUGGCGUUGAAGUAGAGUUCUACUGGGACGUGUUGAAUUGGGUGGUUAAUAGUGAAGAUGGCAAUGGCAACAAUGGCCAUGGUGUUUUUGUGUUUCAAGUAGGUGAUGGUGGUGCUGUGUGGCCUGAAAUGGUGGGUCCAGAGAAGAAGUUAAUGAAGAAGAGGUUGGUGGGACCCACUAUGGCACCAUCGAUCUUCAGGACAUCGCCAUCGAGCUCCAGUGUGUUGCAGUGGGCGGAGGAGAGCAGUGAUGGUGGCAGAAGUUCGUGCUCUUCAUCUACAAGGUCAUGUGGGAGUAGUAAUGGUGGCUUCUCUUUGUUGCUAUAUGCUUGGUGGAGAGACUAGAGUCUGAAAUUUUGGAACUGGAUUAGUUCAUUGUUCUUUUCCACAUUCAUGAUUUCACUUGUGAUUAUUGAUUUUCAAAUUCUCUGUUUCAAUUAAUUAUUGAAACUAUUGUUUUCAUGGGGUUUCAACUUUGAAUUGCUCUGAAUUGGAGAGCAGUUUCUUGUAUACUUGCCUGUCUCUCUUGUACAGUUAUUUAUCUUAAGUUUGUCUUCAAGUAGUAGGAACAAAGUAGUUACAUGGUUA
Glycine soja is the source of this 1509-nucleotide messenger RNA. RefSeq lists its product as uncharacterized. The transcript has a single exon. The record is from RefSeq and is a predicted model, not a curated record. The coding region runs from base 271 to 1266 and encodes 331 amino acids. NCBI's taxonomy places the organism in Eukaryota, Viridiplantae, Streptophyta, Magnoliopsida, Fabales, Fabaceae.